AUGUCUCAAUGCUGGUAUGUAGCAAUUUACAUAUGCGUUCUGCCGUUUACGUUACUAUCAGAUUUGAGAUUGACUUUUGCAGGACUAGAAUGCCACUUUGAGGUCUCCAUGGUCGGCCGUUGCUCGAGAGGCCGUCGUCGGCCAGCACGCAAUUCGGACAGAGUGUCAAUAUCUGGUACUUCAAAUACAACAGGCGAGGGUGGCUCACGGGGUCCGAAUGUGACCACAGAUCGGUCACACGACAUGGAACCUUCCAUCUCCAAUGUGACAGGACGACAUCCUCGUUCUCAUGCACUGAGUAUGGGGAACACAGUUGACACGACUGAUUCCCCUGCAGAUGUAGAUCUACUACCCUUUAUCGACUGGGGUCUGUUUUCUGAGAACGAUCAUCUCGGAAUGGCAGCCGAGGAUGGGAACAGCAUUGACAUGCUCUCAGAUCUCGGUCAAUUUAGUACUGACGACACUCUUUGGAGCAACAUGGACAAUCUGGACAUGCCAAGCCCUUUCGAAACAUCCGCACCUGGGUUGUCUAUGGCCUCUACAUUUCCUACUGCAGCUCUGCCAACGCCACCUGCAUCAGCUGCAGGCCGCACAAAGCGACCUACAAAUCCUUACUCUUCUUUCGGAGCUGUACCUGCAUCUGUUAGCAGCAACCUCAUAUCCCAGCUUCGACAACCACAGUCAAAGGGGUCAGGGGACACUACCACCACAGGCAGUCGGCCAGGUAUCGGUGUCUUUAUCAAGAUUCUAUCUACCCUCGAGACUGAGCUCGGUAACCUACCACCUAGCAUUGAUAGGACGAUGCAUGUUGUCAACACAAGCACAAAGUCGGUACACCGAGUGUCACAGUGCCCGCCAACCCAGUUGGGAAUUGCUGGGCUUAUGCUGGCGCUUGUGUCAAUCGACAUGAUUCUGAUACUCAUUGAAAGUAGAAUCUCACGAUGGAGGGAAUGUAGAACCACUGAACUGGACCAACGAAACUUCCAAGAUUCUUUUCCUGGCACUCCAAGGCUAAGUGACAGCGGACAUGGUCAGCGCGAUCAACUUCUGCUAGGUCACUACAAGGCAGAGAGUGAGGAAACAGAUGUGAUAUGGAGACACAUCAUUAUUGCCGAACUCAGGCGGGUACGGAAGUUGAUCCAGGGGUUGAAUGGUCAUCUUGACGAUCCUAGACAUGGUGUAAAGGUGCCUGUAGAGCGAUUACGAACUUCGUGCGCUCAUAUGGAUCAUAGGGCAGCACUUCUGAUGACAACACUGCAGAGAUAUGAUCAGAAUACAGGGACUAGUAUGGCUUCUGCUUUCUAG
Molecule: messenger RNA, 1305 nt
Organism: Fusarium graminearum PH-1
Lineage: Eukaryota; Fungi; Ascomycota; Sordariomycetes; Hypocreales; Nectriaceae
Exons: 1
Coding region: 1-1305 (434 amino acids)
Source: RefSeq, a predicted model, not a curated record